AGUUUCCUUUCCCUCGCUGAGCGCCUGAAACAGGAAGUCAGUCAGUUAAGGUGGUAGCAGCAGUAGAGACAGCCUCAGAGAGGCAAGAGGAGGCAGGGUUCAGUCUCGGGCCCUCGGCUACUCUGCUGGUGUGUCCCUCUUGUGGGUGGCUGCUGAGCCAGUCCAGGAGGCCCAUGCCUGCCAUGGUCCCCGGCUGGAACCAUGGCAACAUCACCCGCUCCAAGGCAGAGGAGCUGCUCUCUAGGGCGGGCAAGGACGGGAGCUUCCUUGUGCGUGCCAGCGAGUCCAUUCCCCGGGCCUAUGCGCUCUGCGUGCUGUUCCGGAAUUGCGUUUAUACGUACAGAAUCCUGCCCAAUGAAGAUGAUAAAUUUACUGUUCAGGCAUCUGAAGGUGUCCCCAUGAGAUUCUUCACCAAGCUGGACCAGCUCAUCGAGUUUUACAGGAAGGAAAACAUGGGGUUGGUAACCCACCUGCAGUACCCGGUGCCGCUGGAGGAGGAGGACACGGUUGACGAGGCGGAGGAGGACACUGAGAAUGUCAUGUCUCCACCAGAGCUGCCACCCAGAAACAUCCCUGUGUCUGCAGGGCCCUGUGAGGCCAAGGACCUUCUCCUUCAAACAGAGAACCUCAGAGCCCCUGAGGUCAGCCGGCCAAGCCUCUCAGAAACACUGUUUCAGCGACUACAGAGUAUGGACACCAGCGGGCUUCCAGAAGAGCAUCUGAAAGCCAUCCAGGAUUAUUUGAGCACUCAGCUUGUCCUAGACGCUGACUUUGUGAAGACAGGCUCCAGCAACCUUCCUCACCUGAAGAAGCUGACCUCACUGCUCUGCAGGGAGCUCCAUGGUGAAGUAGUCCGGACCCUCCUGUCCCUGGAGUCUCUGCAGAGGUUGUUUGACCAGCAGCUCUCUCCUGGCCUUCGUCCACGCCCUCAGGUGCCCGGUGAGCCCAAUCCCAUCAACAUGGUAGCCAAGCUCAGCCAACUGACAAGUCUACUGUCUUCCAUUGAAGAUAAGGUCAAAGCCUUGCUGCAUGAAGGCUCCGAGUCUCCCCACCGGCGUUCCCUCAUCCCCCCUGUCACCUUUGAGGUGAAGUCAGAAUCCCUCGGGAUUCCUCAGAAAAUGCAGCUCAAAGUGGAUGUUGAAUCUGGGAAACUGAUCAUUAAGAAGUCCAAGGAUGGUUCUGAGGACAAGUUCUACAGCCACAAGAAAAUCCUGCAGCUCAUCAAGUCACAGAAGUUUCUGAACAAGUUGGUGAUUUUGGUGGAGACAGAGAAGGAGAAGAUCCUGAGGAAGGAGUAUGUGUUUGCUGACUCCAAAAAGAGAGAAGGCUUCUGCCAGCUCCUGCAGCAGAUGAAGAACAAGCACUCAGAGCAGCCGGAGCCAGACAUGAUCACCAUCUUCAUUGGCACCUGGAACAUGGGUAACGCCCCCCCUCCCAAGAAGAUCACGUCCUGGUUUCUCUCCAAGGGGCAGGGAAAGACGCGGGAUGACUCUGCUGACUACAUCCCUCAUGACAUCUAUGUGAUUGGCACCCAGGAGGACCCCCUGGGAGAGAAGGAGUGGUUGGAGAUGCUCAGGCACUCUCUACAAGAAGUCACCAGGAUGACCUUUAAAACAGUUGCCAUCCACACUCUCUGGAAUAUCCGCAUCGUUGUAUUGGCCAAGCCAGAGCAUGAGAACCGGAUCAGCCACAUCUGUACCGACAAUGUGAAGACAGGCAUCGCCAACACCCUGGGGAACAAGGGAGCCGUGGGGGUGUCAUUCAUGUUCAACGGAACUUCCUUGGGGUUUGUUAACAGCCACUUAACUUCUGGAAGUGAAAAAAAGCUCAGGCGAAACCAAAACUACAUGAACAUCCUGAGGUUCCUGGCCCUGGGAGACAAGAAGCUGAGCCCCUUUAACAUUACUCACCGCUUUACCCACCUCUUCUGGCUUGGAGAUCUCAACUACCGUGUGGAGCUGCCCGCCUGGGAGGCAGAGGCCAUCAUCCAGAAGAUCAAGCAGCAGCAGUACGUGGAUCUGCUGGCCCACGACCAGCUGCUCAUGGAGAGGAAGGAGCAGAAGGUCUUCCUGCACUUUGAGGAGGAGGAGAUCACCUUCGCACCCACCUACCGAUUCGAAAGACUGACUAGGGACAAGUAUGCCUACACAAAGCAGAAAGCGACAGGGAUGAAGUACAAUCUGCCGUCCUGGUGCGACCGUGUCCUCUGGAAGUCUUACCCCCUGGUGCACGUGGUGUGUCAGUCCUAUGGCAGUACCAGUGACAUCAUGACAAGUGACCACAGCCCUGUCUUUGCCACAUUUGAAGCAGGAGUCACGUCACAGUUUGUCUCCAAGAACGGCCCCGGCACUGUGGACAGCCAAGGGCAGAUCGAGUUCCUUGCAUGCUACGCCACACUCAAGACCAAGUCUCAAACCAAGUUCUACCUGGAGUUCCACUCAAGCUGCUUAGAGAGUUUUGUCAAGAGUCAAGAAGGAGAAAAUGAAGAAGGACGGGAAGGAGAGCUGGUGGUGAGGUUUGGCGAGACUCUUCCCAAGCUGAAGCCCAUUAUCUCUGACCCUGAGUACCUCCUGGACCAGCACAUCUUGAUCAGCAUUAAGUCCUCGGACAGUGAUGAAUCAUAUGGUGAAGGGUGCAUUGCCCUUCGGCUGGAGGCCACAGAGACUCAGCUGCCCAUCUACACACCUCUCACUCACCACGGGGAGAUGACUGGCCACUUCCAGGGGGAGAUUAAGCUGCAGACUUCCCAGGGCAAGAAGAGGGAAAAACUCUACGACUUUGUGAAGACAGAGCGGGAUGAGUCCAGUGGAAUGAAGUGUAUGAAGACCCUCACCAGCCAUGACCCCAUGAGGCAGUGGGAGCCUGCCGGCAGGGUCCCUGCUGCCUGUGGUGCCCCCAGUCUCACAGAGAUCAUCAACCCCAACUACAUGGGCAUGGGACCCUUCGGACAGCCCCUGCAUGGGAAGCCAUCCCUGUCCCCAGACCAGCAGCUCACAACCUGGAGCUAUGACCAGCUACCCAAGGACUCCUCCCUGGGGCCUGGGAGAGGAGAGGGUCCACUGACCCCUCCCUCCCAGCCACCUCUGUCUCCAAAGAAGUUCUCGUCCUCCACAGCCAACCGAGGUCCCUGCCCCAGGGCCCAGGAGGCAAGACCUGGUGACCUGGGGAAGAACCCAGCAGAAGCUUUGCUUCAGGAGGACCUCCAGCUGACGAAGCCAGAGAUGUUUGAGAACCCACUGUAUGGGUCUGUGAGUUCCUUCCCUAAGCUGGUUCCUAGGAAAGAGCAGGAGUCCCCCAAGAUGCUGCGGAAGGAGCCCCCACCCUGCCCAGACCUAGGAAUCUCAUCACCCAGUGUCCUGCUCCCCAAAGCCCCGGAAGCCGAAAGCAGCAAGGGGACGGGCAAGCAGGCCCCCAUGCCUGUAAUUGGCCCCACACCCCGGGUCCGCUCCUUCACCUGCUCCUCCCCUGCUGAGGGCAGGACGACCAGUGGGGACAAGAGUCAAGGGAAGCCCAAGACCUCGGCCAGUGCCCAAGCCCCAGUGCCAGCCAAGAGGCCCAUCAAGCCUUCCAGGUCAGAAAUGAGCCAGCAGACGACACCCACACCAGCACCACGACCACCCCUGCCAGUCAAGAGCCCAGCGGUCCUACAGCUGCAGCACUCCAAAGGCCGAGACUACCGGGAUAACACAGAGCUCCCCCACCACAGCAAGCACCGUCCGGAGGAAAGCCUGCUCAGCAGGACAGCCAUGCAGUGAAUCCCUUGCGAGCGGCCCAUGGUGGGCUCCCAGAGGAACAUCAUGAAGCCGAUCUAAGCCUCCCAGGACCUCCUGCUGGCUCCUCUUACCUAGCUUCAGCACAAGGCUGUGUCUUUUUUUAGGAAAGGGCCUCACUUUUGUGUGGCCCAAGAAGUGUGCUGGGUGUAACACUGGGCAGCAGAUGCCGAGGCUGGAUGGAGAACACGCACCAGAUGGACAACAGACAGCCGGGCCUCUCGGAACUUCGACCUCAGGGUCUUGUUCCAGUUCACCAUUGUGAAGAAAGGAACUGAGGUGCCUGUCUGAGGGUGAAGAUAUAAAUAAUAAUAAUAAUAAUAUAAUAAUAAUAAUAAUAGCCGUGUGCCACGUGCUGUGCUAAGUGCUUUAUGAACAUUUGUCAGGAUGACCUCCAGACCUAAGGUUCCAGCCAUCCCGAACCAUGUGCCCAGACCCACCAGUCCCAAAUCGUAUGCCCUGAGAAGUUUAAAACAAAGCAUUAAGAAGGCCAGGAACCCCUCCUGAGCAAGACAGGCUUAGCUGCAGAACUUGAAGAGUCUGCAUGGCUUAUUUAGGGUACAUGGAGCCUGGUGCUGUCCAGCAAGCUGCUUUAGCUAAGGCUAGGUUUCUGGUAAGCUCUUAUGGAGAGCUAGAUCUGCCUGGUCUCUCUCUCUCUCUCUCUCUCUCUCUCUCUCUCU
Messenger RNA from Nannospalax galili (Upper Galilee mountains blind mole rat), 4450 nucleotides. RefSeq names its product inositol polyphosphate-5-phosphatase D (gene Inpp5d). Bases 174 to 3755 code for a protein of 1193 amino acids. Gene Ontology annotation, molecular function: phosphatase activity. The record is from RefSeq and is a predicted model, not a curated record. The transcript has 27 exons. Gene Ontology annotation, biological process: phosphatidylinositol dephosphorylation. Lineage: Eukaryota; Metazoa; Chordata; Mammalia; Rodentia; Spalacidae.